UCCGUCGAGCAGCAGCAGAUACAAAAGUUUAACUUCAUACUACAGACACACUGCAGUACAGUGCGCACUGAGUGGUGCGCUAUACAUUAGUAUGGAGCGGCGACACUGGUGCUGAGGAGACGUAACAUCACAAGAGGCUAAAAGACACCGUGGAAUCACACUGAAACUUUUAUUGUUUUUAAACGUUACUUUUUUAUUUUCAUAAGUAGUUACACAAAGGAUUAUAACAUUAUAACAGAGGAACGGCUGCGGACUGAUAAAUAAAAUGGGGAGCCGGGGACAUUACCGGUACCAUUGGCAAAGCCACAAUGUCAAGCAGAGCGGAGUGGAUGACAUGGUGCUGCUCACCAAGAUCAGUGAGGAUGCCAUUGUGGAAAAUCUCAAGAAAAGAUACAUGGAUGACUUUAUUUUUACAUACAUUGGUCCUGUGCUCAUCUCAGUGAACCCUUUCAAACAAAUGCCCUAUUUUGGGGAGAAAGAAAUCGAGAUGUACCAAGGCGCAGCUCAGUAUGAAAAUCCUCCUCAUAUCUAUGCGCUAGCUGAUAACAUGUAUAGAAACAUGAUGAUUGAUCGUGAGAACCAAUGUGUCAUCAUCAGUGGUGAGAGUGGAGCAGGAAAAACAGUAGCAGCAAAGUACAUCAUGAGCUACAUCUCCAAAGUUUCAGGCGGAGGUCCCAGAGUUCAGCAUGUCAAAGACAUCAUCUUGCAGUCCAAUCCUUUGCUGGAGGCGUUUGGGAAUGCCAAGACUGUGAGGAACAACAACUCCAGCCGAUUUGGGAAAUACUUUGAGAUUCAGUUUAGUUCCGGCGGUGAACCAGAUGGUGGGAAGAUCUCCAACUUUCUUUUGGAAAAGUCCCGGGUGGUGAUGCGUAACCCUGGGGAGAGGAGCUUUCACAUCUUCUACCAGCUUAUAGAAGGAGCGAAUGCGGACCAGAAAAGCAGUCUGGGAAUCACCAGCCUGGAUUACUACUAUUACCUCAACCAAUCAGAGUCUUACAAAGUUGACGACAUUAACGACAAGCAUGAUUUCCAGGAAACAUUACAUGCCAUGGAUGUGAUUGGUAUCUCAGGAAUGGACCGCAACCUGGUCCUGCAGAUUGUGGCAGGAAUUCUUCACCUUGGUAACAUCAACUUCAGGGAAGCAGGGAAUUACGCUGCUGUCGAAAAUGAAGAGUUUCUGGCAUUUCCUGCUUUUCUAUUGGGCAUUGAUGAGCACCGUCUGAAAGAAAAACUCACCAGCCGUACGAUGGAUGGCAAGUGGGGGGGGAAAUCAGAGUCAAUCGAUGUAACGCUGAACGUGGAACAGGCGUGUUUCACGCGUGAUGCUCUGUCCAAAGUUCUGCAUGCCCGGGUUUUUGACUUCUUAGUAGAGUCAAUCAAUAAAGCCAUGGUUAAGGAACAACAGGAGCUUAACAUUGGAGUGUUGGAUAUCUAUGGCUUUGAGAUUUUUCAGAAAAAUGGAUUCGAGCAGUUCUGUAUCAACUUUGUGAAUGAAAAACUGCAGCAGAUUUUCAUUGAGCUGACUCUGAAAGCUGAACAGGAGGAGUAUGUACAAGAAGGAAUUCGAUGGACUCCCAUAGAAUACUUCAACAACAAGAUUGUCUGUGACCUCAUUGAGAGUAAAAUUAAUCCUCCAGGCAUCAUGAGUAUACUGGAUGAUGUGUGCGCUACUAUGCAUGCAAAGGGUGAAGGGGCAGAUCAGACAAUGCUGCAGAAGCUCAGAAUGCAGAUCGGCAACCAUGAGCACUUUAACAGCUGGAAUCAGGGCUUCAUCAUCCACCAUUAUGCCGGCAAGGUGUCUUAUGAUGCAGAAGGCUUUUGUGAGAGAAACAGGGAUGUGCUAUUCACAGACCUGAUCGAAUUGAUGCAGAGCAGUGAAAUACCUUUCAUCCGUGCCUUGUUUCCAGAGAACCUGAAUGCUGAGAAGAAAGGGAGACCCACCACUGUGGGAAGCAAAAUUAAGAAACAAGCCAACGAUCUUGUGAGCACUCUGAUGAAGUGCACACCUCACUACAUCCGCUGUAUCAAACCCAAUGAGACGAAAAAGCCCAGAGACUGGGAGGAGAGCAGAAUGAAGCACCAGGUGGAGUAUCUGGGUCUGAAGGAAAAUAUCCGAGUAAGGCGUGCUGGCUAUGCUUAUAGAAGAAUCUUCCGCAAGUUCUUGAACAGGUACGCCAUUCUCACAAAAGAGUCAUGGCCAACAUGGCGCGGGGACGAGAAACAGGGUGUACUGCACCUCCUGCGCUCUGUAAACAUGGACCAGGACCAGUAUCAGCUCGGACAAACUAAAGUCUUCAUUAAAGCCCCAGAAUCGCUUUUCCUGCUGGAGGAGACAAGAGAGCGCAAAUUCGAUGGUUAUGCCAGAGCCAUUCAGACGGCAUGGCGGAAGUACUGUGCCCGCAAGAAAUAUGUUCAGAUGAGAGAAGAGGCAUCUGAUCUGCUGCUGAACAGAAAGGAGAGAAGAAGACACAGUUUGAACAGAAACUUUAUGGGUGAUUACCUGGGCAUGGAUGACCGGCCUGAGCUCAGGCAAUUCUUGGGCAAAAGAGAAAAGAUCGAUUUUGCAGACACCGUCAACAAAUACGACAGACGAUUUAAGAGCAUUAAGAGAGAUCUGAUCCUCACCCCUAAAUCUGUCUACCUGAUUGGAAGAGAAAAAGUGAAACAGGGCCCAGAGAAGGGACAGGUGAAAGAAGUCAUGAAACGUAAAAUUGAUGUUGAGAAGAUUUUGGCUGUUUCUCUCAGCACAAUGCAAGAUGACUUCCUGAUCCUGCAUGAGGAAGAAUACGACAGCCUGCUGGACUGUGUAUUUAAAACAGAGUUCAUCAGUUUGUUGGCACGCAGAUACGAAGAGAGACUACAGAAAAAGCUACCUCUCAAAUUUGGCAACACGCUGGAACUAAAACUUAAAAAAGAAGGAUGGGGACCCUGGAAUGCAGGAGGAUCCAGACAGGUGCAGUUUAUUCAAGGCCAGGGGGACAUAGCUGUGCUGCGACCCUCAAACAAAACGCUGCAGGUCGGCAUCGGGCCGGGUCUGCCCAAGAACUCACGUCCCACUAAGAAAGGUAUCACUCAAAGCCGCACCAACAACGUGUCCAGGGCCCACCAGCAUAUCCCAACACGUAUGGCACCCGGCCCUCCAGGAGUUGCUCACCAAAAUGGUGGGCUGAAGAAUGCAAAUCACACAGCCAAUCAAAGAAACUCUCAACAUCACGGCAAUCAAAGGCAGACGUCAGGAAACGCUGCCCGACCGUUUCUGCCCACCAACGUCAGUCAACUCAAGGAUAGGGGCAGCAAACAAACACCCCAGCAACCCAACCUAGAUUUCCUGAGAGUACCGGAUCAAGGGGCUGCAGGAACUCGACAGUCAUCUGGAAAUGGAGUAAUGGCCCACAGGCAGACCAACAGCAGGCCUACUCCAGGAGGUGGACGGCCCAAACCCGCCCCAAAGCCUAAACCCCAGGUGCCUCAGUGUAAAGCUCUGUAUGCCUACGAUGCCCAGGACACAGAUGAGCUCAGUUUUAAUGCAGAUGACAUCAUUGACAUCAUAAAGGAAGAUGCUUCUGGAUGGUGGACAGGCAGAUUGAGAGGUAAACAAGGCCUAUUCCCAAACAACUAUGUGACCAAGAUCUAACAUUUUGUGCCGUAAUGAGAAGACCAGACACUUGAUGAACCUCAGAAGACUCAUUGGAGUUAAUGGACAAGUGGUGGAGAAUGAGGAAUUCAGAGAAUGAAGGAAAGAAGUGUGCCAUGGCUGUGGGUGACUCCCUAUGAGCUUUACAUUCUGUUACCAUAGACACUUUGAAGCAGACAUGCGACUAUUGUGAGGAGCAGACGUUGGCCACUACACUCUUUUCUCCAGGGCGAUAAAUACUGAACUGUCCCUGUGAGCACUGAUCAAAACUAUUUAUUGUAUUUAUAGCAUUCUACAAUUUAUUUCUGACAUGGAGCUGUCAUUGAUAUUUAAGGUGAUCUUUUUUCACUUGAAGAGAUGAAGUAGCCAUCGUAUGUGGGAACAGCUUUUUAUUUUGCUUUUGAAAUAGAUUUAUAUGUAAAUUAAGGUGCUCACCUUUCCAGUCUCUUGUCCAAAUCAAUGGUUUUAGUGGGGGGAUGUUGUGCUGCUAAUUGCCUUAUUUUAGUUAAGAAAAACCCAAAUGUAUAUAAUGCACUGUAUUUCUUUGUAGACUGUAUGAAUAGAAAUUGAGGUAAUCUUGACACCAUGCUGAAUGUAUCAUUUUUGGUAAGAUGCAACUAAAUUUUAUUGAACAAUA
Paramisgurnus dabryanus is the source of this 4271-nucleotide messenger RNA. It is a transcript of the gene myo1ea, whose product is annotated as myosin IEa. Gene Ontology annotation, cellular component: plasma membrane; actin cytoskeleton; cytoplasm. NCBI's taxonomy places the organism in Eukaryota, Metazoa, Chordata, Actinopteri, Cypriniformes, Cobitidae. Gene Ontology annotation, biological process: actin filament organization; endocytosis; glomerulus development. Gene Ontology annotation, molecular function: microfilament motor activity; ATP binding; actin filament binding. The record is from RefSeq and is a predicted model, not a curated record.